Molecule: messenger RNA, 774 nt
Organism: Drosophila teissieri
Lineage: Eukaryota; Metazoa; Arthropoda; Insecta; Diptera; Drosophilidae
Exons: 5
Coding region: 428-595 (55 amino acids)
Source: RefSeq, a predicted model, not a curated record
UAAAAUCAUUAUGGUCAUAUUGUGCAGUGACGUAGAGUCGUAUGUUCGUGAACUUUGGAGAAAAUCUAUUCCUAAACGGUUUAUUUGGCAAAAUUAUUAAUUUACUUUCAUUGUAAUCAGAAACGCAUUAUAGAACACUAGAGAGAAAAGAAUAGUUGAGAGACCAAAAUUAAAAUUUUUUGCGAUACUUAAGCGCCUUAAAAGCGUUACUAAUAUUUUUCAAUAUUAGCACGGAAUCACAGCUAAUCAAAAUAAGAAACUUAUCAAUUUCCCGUGGCAGUGCGAUUUGUUUGUUUUUGAUUUAUCCAUAUAUAUUUUCCAAGUCAAUUUGCGAUUGACUUCACAAAGAAUACCCGAGAGUACGAUAUCUUUGUCUAAUUUGCGAACUGGCAUUGCGCACCCCAAAGGAGGGGAAACAAAAUCUUAUAUGACUUUUGAAAGAUACGGUGAAACACCAGCAAAAAAAACCGCACUUCUCAUUGAGAAAAAACGGAGUAAAGGGUUCGAGCUGUGCAUGAAUUCAAAAGGGCGAACCAUAAGUCACCGGACUUCGAGUAACAGACAUCGGAAGUUACAGCCAUUCAGGUACACAUGAGCCUGCUGUUUUGCCAUUUUUUUAAAGACUUAAACUGGCACAAUUAAUUCAACGUUCCGGAAGGAUACCAGUUCAUGCUUAUUCUGGGUACAUUUGAUAAGUGAGCAGCAGCGGCAAAAACACAAUAAAAGAACAUUUAAUGAACGGAAACGAAAGUUGCAUAAAUCACAAACUAGCUG